AUGUAAAAAACACAACCAGUUAGUCGAGACUCUCAAAUUUUUGAAACUUUAAAUUAUAAAGAUGGUAAAACGUUUACUAUAUUUCUAGAUUCUAUUCAAGAUCUAGAUUUUUUUGGUCCUUGGCAUAAACAAAACAAUUCAAUAUAAUAUCAAAUUGCAUAGAUAAAAAAGGCACAUACUUCCUCAACUAAUCAAAUGGCAAAUGAAAUAGUUGAAAGACCAGAAACCCAAAAUUCUUAGGUAAGGAUGAUAAAUACUUCUUUUCCUUAUAAAAGGAGAAUAACCAGAAAAAUCUCAAUAGAUUAAUCUAAUUAAUUUAUUGAAAAACCUAAAUAUGAUGAAUCUCGUUAAGUAGAAAGAAUUAUUUAAGAGUUCUUUACUGAUGAAAAUAAAGAAAAGAAGAAAAAAUAAAGAAAUCAUGGUUUUUUUUUCCCAAAAGCUUCAAAAUCUAAUAGUAAUACAAAAUGUAAUGGUUCAUCUUUUUAAACAACUUAAGAAUAUUUUGAUGUAAUUUUCUUCUUUAAACUAAGAGAAAAUAGCUUUAAAAAUGUUGAAAUUUAUGCCAAAUUUAUAGAAAUAGCCAUCAAAGUCUUCAAAACCUAUAAAAAAUUUAAAUACAAAAUAAAAACUGAUUCUUGA
This is a messenger RNA of Paramecium pentaurelia, 639 nucleotides long. The record is from the annotation of a GenBank genome assembly. NCBI's taxonomy places the organism in Eukaryota, Ciliophora, Oligohymenophorea, Peniculida, Parameciidae.